AUGAGUGAAAAGAAAAGGAAGCGCCCAGAAUACCGGAACCCGGUUCGAAAAUACUUCGAGUGGAACGAGUCCAGAAAAUGCCAAAUGUGUAAAGUGAAAGGCUGCAGCUCAGGAAUUUCGGGAAACCGGGCAUCAAAUCUCGAGAGACAUCUGGAGACUCACCACAAAGAAGAGUUUCAGGAACUGAAAAAAGAGAAGUCAGAAAAAGCCGGAUCUUCAACGGCGACGGCUCAACAAGAUGACGACGAAUAUUUGAAAGUCAAAAUGUCGCCACAAGUCCUCAAGAGGAGCUGCGUUAAAAUAAUAACCCUUGGCGGUCGUCCUUUGGAAUGUAUGGAUGACGAAGGUUUUCAUGACAUCAUCGGCCCAAUCAUAGAUGCAAUGCCAGCGCAUAAACAAUUCGCGAUUUCAGCCGGCACCGUCAAGCGAAUGAUUCCUGACGAGGCGACUCAGCUAGUGAUGAAUUUGCGGAGUGAACUUGCACGCAGGUUUGUAUGCCUGAAAGUUGACGCCGUUUCCCGUCUGCACCGCAGCUUUCUUGGCAUAAAUGUCCAAUUCAUCGAAAAUGCCCAGGUCUGCAUAAGAACGUUAGCGGUGACGGAAAUUACAAAGAAGCACACAGGUGAGAACAUGAAAGAAAUGGUCUUGGAGUGCCUGAAGAAGUACGGUGUGGAUUUGAAGCAUGUGUAUACUUUCACUACAGACAACGGAUCCAACAUGAUCAAAACUGGGCGGCUUUUACAAGUCCUCCAGGAGAAAAAUUACAUCUCCGAGGUGGAUGCAGAGAUGACACAAUAUUUGGAGGACUUCUUUGAAGGUUUAGAAUUUGAUAUAGACUCCGCCGGUUCCAUUUUAUCCUCUGUCCCUUGUGCAGCACACACGCUGCAGUUGGCAGUGCUGGAGUUCCUAAAGGAAGAAAUCAAUAAAACAAUUCUGGAAAGAGCACGCCAAGAAGUGAGGACUCUUCGGACUCAAAAUUUGGUGCUUAAGUUGAAGGAGUUGAAAUUGCCUAUCCCGACGCUCGACUGCAUAACGAGGUGGCAUUCUACCGAUGAUAUGCUGGCAUCUCUCUUGAAAUUAAAACCGUUUUCAGAACAACUGCAAAUCAAAUUGACCGAGGCAGAAUGGAAAGAAAUAGAGGAGCUUCACAAAACGCUAGAGCCAGCUAAAAUAGCGACGAAGGUGUUUGAAGAAGAGCAACUGUUAAUAGGAGACUUUGUUGCGUAUUGGAUGCGCAUGAAAGGAAAAAUUAAGAAGUUGAAUACUCCGUACGCAGACAAACUAGUAAGCUACAUCGAAGCACGGGAACGGAUACCGGCGGCUAAUCGAGACACACCGUUAAUGAAGAAUCCGGCAGUUGUGGCAGCCCUUUAUCUCGACCCAAGGUACUUCAACGUGUUGAGCGAAGAUGACGUGAAAUUAGCUGAAAAUCACAUAUUGAAACUAUAUGCCCGAAUGUGUGAAGAAGAACCGCGACAGCCUUCGCAAGAAGUUCAAGAAGUUUUUUCUGACGAGGAAGAAGACGAGUUCCGAGCGAUGCUGAUAGAAAAGGAAAGAGAACGAACGAUUCGACCGUCGCCAAAGAAACGCGGGAAGGUCGCCUUGGACAUGGAACUAGACCUGUAUGAUUUUCGCAGCAGGAUAAAGAUGGUGCAUCGUAAAACUAACAUCUUAGAAUGGUGGCAAACCGAGGGCUAUCGUAAAUGGCCCCGCCUUCUCGCCAUUGCGAACAUAGUUUUAGCUGUACCCGCAACCCAAGUAUCGGUGGAGCGAUUGUUUUCCGGCCUGAAGUAUAUAUUUUCGAAAUCCCGAAGCAACAUUGGGUCCGAACUGUUAGAGGCAAUUACGGUCAUAAGGAGCAAUUCGAAGUUUAUGGAAAGGUACGUAGUCCCAGAAUGUGCAAUUGACAGGAGAAGCAGUGCGGAAUCAGCAUCUGACGAAAGCUUCAAUUCAUCGGUCAGCUCAUCCUGA
Molecule: messenger RNA, 1971 nt
Organism: Vigna radiata var. radiata (mung bean)
Lineage: Eukaryota; Viridiplantae; Streptophyta; Magnoliopsida; Fabales; Fabaceae
Exons: 2
Coding region: 1-1971 (656 amino acids)
Molecular function (GO): protein dimerization activity
Source: RefSeq, a predicted model, not a curated record